AUGGAUCAACCAAUUCGUAUGGACUACAAUGACAUUCAUCCCUAUCAAGAUCUCAGUAAAGCAUUGCACCAACCUCCCGGUCAAGUCUUUUUUCCUUCUGGUCCCGGCCAUUUCGACAAUAACGACGUCUACGCGGGUAGAAAUGAACUGAUAAAUCCCACACCUUACGGAUACGUUGAAAACAAUGAUUUAACCUAUUACAAUUCACUCCCGGUUUAUCAUCCACCCCCUCAACCAUUAGCUCAAACACCAUCUACAUCGACUCCUUCCAACAACGCUGGCAUGAUGACAAACUCCAAGAGCCACGUACACGUAGUAAUUAUUACGAAUGCUGAUAUUGAUCUGGAACAAUUAUUAUUCCUUCCCUCCAUCCCCAAGGGGCAUGCAUUUGACGAAGGAUUAGAAGACCUGCAUGUUGCAGCAACCUAG
Molecule: messenger RNA, 429 nt
Organism: Paraglomus brasilianum
Lineage: Eukaryota; Fungi; Glomeromycota; Glomeromycetes; Paraglomerales; Paraglomeraceae
Source: the annotation of a GenBank genome assembly